Messenger RNA from Cololabis saira (Pacific saury), 6128 nucleotides. RefSeq names its product kinesin family member 26Bb (gene kif26bb). The transcript has 15 exons. The coding region runs from base 173 to 5701 and encodes 1842 amino acids. Gene Ontology annotation, biological process: microtubule-based movement. Lineage: Eukaryota; Metazoa; Chordata; Actinopteri; Beloniformes; Belonidae. The record is from RefSeq and is a predicted model, not a curated record. Gene Ontology annotation, molecular function: microtubule motor activity; ATP binding; microtubule binding.
AUCCCUCCACCUCCUCAUUACCGAGUCUGCUGCCCUUCCUUCUGGGAUAUUUCUCCUCUAAACUUAACAUGAGUCAGCAGCACUUGUUCAACACUGCCGGAGCUCCGACAGAAGUAACCAAACAUGCCCCCUGCCUUUGUCCGGACGGCUUUUUAAAUAUUUACAAGUUGGCAUGUCAGCUGUGAGGGGGAGAGGAGAGAGAUUUCCUGCCUCGGUCCGAGGAGCUCACUUGGGCUCGGAAGUGCAGCAUCACUGCUGUGAGCCAGGCGGGUUUUGUGCCCCGGGAAGAGAGCGCCACCCCAGGGAGCGCCCCGCACCUGAGGGUGCAGGGGGGUCCGCGGGUGACCCCACCAUGUGCCAGAGAGGGGACGAUGCCCCGUCCAGCCCCUACCGGUCCCUGCACGCCUCGGUGGGGGAGCGCAUCAGGAGCUCCAUGCUGUUCGGCAGCAGGACCGUCUGCAGGGGCUCCAGUCCCGGCUCCGGGGGGUCCGACAGGAAAGCCGGCUGCUGUGAGAAGUGCUCGGCGACCCUCGUGGCUCUGAAGAAGCAGGCGCUGAGCCUGGCCGUCCACCAUCACUUCUCCUGCAAGGAACCAAGCGAUCUCGCUGGAUUCCUUCACGACAACCUUCGUGUCCAGGGACGCAGCAACUCGGAGUCCAGGGAGAGGGACCGGGAGCUGGGCCAGUGUGGAGCCUGCGGUGCGAACAUGAGCCACCUGAAACAGGAGGCCAUCCACCUGGCUCUGAGUCGCGGCCAGGCCCUGGCCAGACCGCCUCACGAAGCCGGCCUUGGCGCCGGCGCCGUGCAUCAACCACGCAGCCAGACCUACGCCCCCCCGAGCCCCAGGACUCCACAGAGGACCCCUCAGACCCUGAGGAGACGGGGAGCCAAGCUCCCCAACCCGGACAUGGACCGCUGGGUGGAGGAGCAGCAGCAGCUGCUGGCCUACAAGUCUGCAUCCAACACUGACGGCGCCGCCAUGAAUCUUUACAAUCAGGCUGCAGAUGAGGCCACGCUGAUCUGCGGGGACACCGGCACCGUGCAGACGAGCUCCAGGAUCCCUCACAUCUCCAGAGUGGUGACCAUCGCCAACACUGCCGCCAUGUCGCUUCUGGCCAGGGCGGCCGAGAAGCUCAACCUGACGCUGAGGAAGAAAGGCCAGGCCUCUGAUCCAGCUCCCUCCCAUCUCUCCACCUGCUUCAGGGAGCUGGUCCAGAAAAACCCUCCGCCGGUGCCCCCCUGCCUGCUCCAAGCUGCCACGCGGACCAAAGACAUGCCCGAUGUCGCCAAGGUCAAAGUGGUGCUGAGGGUGAGCAGAAUGCUGGCGGACGGCCAAGGGCAGCCACCUGUCCUCCGGAUCGACCCCUCCAGGAGGAGAGUCACCGUGCUGGAGCCGGUCUCCAGGAACCUGCCGUACACCAGCAUGACCCUGGGAAGGUCGGGCAAGAGUCCGCUCAAGACGUUCAACGUGGAUGCCGCGUACUCUCAAGACUCAAGCCAGGCCGAGCUGAGCGCCGGCGUCCUGGCUGACGUCAUCCGCUGCGUGCUGAGUGGCAGCGAUGGAUGUGUCCUGGGCCUGGGGUCCACCGACGUGGGGUCCUGGUCCAGCAUGGUGGGGAGCGGCGAGAGCCACCAGAAGCUGGGGCUGAUUCCCUGUGCCAUCUCCUGGCUGUACAGCGCCAUCGAGCGGCGCCGGGAGAAGACCUGGACCGACCUGUCGGUGUCGGUGUCGGCCGUGGAGCUGUGCUGCGGAGAGGAGGACACGCUCAGGGACCUGCUGGGGGAGGUGGUCCUCUCGUCAGGCGGGGUCCAGGACAGCCCCAAGGCCCACGUUAGGAUCCAGGACGACCCGGUCUACGGGUUACAGCUACGCAACCACAAUCGGGUGAAGGCCCCCACCGCUGAGCGUGCCGCUUCUCUCCUGGACGCCGCCAUCGCAGCACGUCGACACGCUGACUUUAUUACAUAUCUGUGCGACAGCUCAAUCAUGUUCUUCACUCUGUACGUCCAGCCUCCUCGUACAGAAAGCAGCACCAUUGGGAAAGGUUCACGGAGCAUCACCAAGUUGACCAUGAUAGAUGUUUGUAGUGGCAUGAGAGGUGUGAGCAAGAACAAACCUCCUCACUCUGACCUGGGACCCAUCGUCUUGUCUCUUCUAAGUGGACAUAAAACAACUCCCAGCAAGAACAGUAAGUUGACGAUGCUCCUGCGAGACUCCUUGGCUCAUGCAAACUGCCACAUAACCGUGGUCGCUCAGGUUGCAGAUUCCCCGGCACAUCUUCAGGAGACCUUCUCCACCAUCCAGCUGGCGUCUCGGAUUCGCAGGACGCAGAAAAGGACAAAGCAAUCCACGUCCUGUUCUCCUCGAGGGAGGAGUUUGACCAAAGACAAAAAGGGAGCCCAGUCUUUGUCCCUGCGAGCUUUCCACUCCACGGACGAGGUGGACGCCGACAUCCGUCCUUUCCGGCUGCGCGGGGAACUGGAGCGCUCCAGCAGUGACCAGUCCUGCGACACCGUCAUCCAGAUCGACUCGGACGGCUUGGUCCAUUCAAAGGCGGCUACGGCGUUGGUGCAACCCGAGUUUGUUCCCAUCAUCCCGUCGCUGCACCCUAACAAGGCCGACUUGGACGAUCCGGAGUUCACAGCUCUCCUUCAAGAGCUUUUACGGAUCCCGAAGCUGCACGGAGGAAAGAAGAUGGAGGAAGGCGUCCAGAGGGAUAUCGAGAUCCUGACUGCGGAGAGGAAGCAGCCGGAGAGGGAAUGCCUCAAAUGUGACACGUUUGCUGAGCUUCAAGAGCGUCUAGGGUGCAUCGAUGGGAGUGAGCUGACGAUGGAUAUGAUCAAGUCCUCCUUACAAGGUGCUUCUUUGAAGAACAUUAUGACCAAGUCGCUUCCCCGAAAGGAAGCAUCAUCAGCGCCUCAGUCUUUGUUGACUCGGGGUUUGGGCUGCAAUCAGACCUCCGUCGGGGAAAAGCAGACAGAUGGUGCCCUCCCUGGAGACAGCUUUCAGAGGGAGGACUCGGGGCUGUACGACUGCGAGGAGUGUAGUGCAACCAGCUCCAGCGAAGAGCUGCUGAAUCAAAAUACCUGCCGUUCUGACCCCCCCACUUCUGGGGCCGUUAAGUCGGUUAACGAGAUAUCCUCCCGGGGCGUUGAUUCAAAGACUCAGGGCAAGGCUGCCGCCGGUUCCCCCGCGCGUCAGCCGUCUGAAAAACAAGAGAGUCGUGAUGCUGCUGACUGGUUCAAACCGGGUAAAAGGGCCUCACCAGUUGGCAAAUGCUCCCCCAUGUCCCCCCCCUCCUCCUUCUCCCCGGCACACUCCUUGGCUAAAAGUGUAAUACUGGAAGAUGUCUUGCCCAAUCGCACGGCAGAGGAAGUGAAGGAGAUGAAAGCCACCAUCACCGUGACCGUGCAACAGCCUCUGGACCUGAUGGGGCAAGAUGAGCUGGUCUUCUCCAUGGUGGAGGAGGUGACAUUCAGUGGAGCGUACGACACGGGGAAUACAGGUGGAAACAUAAUUUGCUUAAGAGACCCGGUCCAAUCACAAGGCCAAGGUCAAAGCAGCACCAGCUGCCAACCAAUUAGGAUUAUCAGCAAUGUUAGCGAUGACUCUGCAGCCGCAGGAGCAAACAGUGAAAAACCCCUUAAUCUAUCCAGGAGAGAGAAAACGGUCUUGCCUUCAUUUAUAAACCCCAUGUUGAUGAAUUCAGACGCGGACUGUGAUCUAGGUGGUGUCAAAGGAAAGGAAAGUCUUGAAAAUGUGAGCGUCAAAUGUCCAGGUAACACUAAAGUUCACGAGAAUGUAUCCAAGACACAGGGUAUCAAGACAAUGUCUUUAGUCGUAGAAGAAAAAGCUUUCGGCAUCAAACCUGCAGAAGACAGAAUGUGUGAGAAGAGACAGCAAAACACAGGCAAGAGUCACCCCAGAGACUGCAAGCAUGUCUGCACGACUAAUGAUCAAAGGGCCUCGGAGGGGGGAGGAAUCGCUUGCAGACAUGUCGGGAGUCUCCCCAAGAGGACUGGUGUUUCACCUGGUUGCCAUGAGAUCAUUCUCGAUCCCUCUGAAACGGGCAGUUUACCCAGAGUCUGGCAGAAUCCCAACCACCGAGGCAACAGCGCGAGGGGGGUGACAUCAUCCACGCCGUGUAGCCCCGGGGGGACGCUGGAGAGGGGGAAGGGCCGACAACACAUCCCCUCCCCUCAGAAACAUGGGAGGGAGUUCAAACAGGCCUUCUCCGAGACGUCGAGCCUCACGAGAAAAGCCAACGGCUCGAGUGGACGGCACAAGUCGCCCACCGAGGACAGCGGCAGGCUUUUCAGCUGCAAACUAGAGCAGCUGGCUAGCAGGAACAACUCUCUCGGCAGGAACCCGAGGGACUCCCCGACGCUGGAGAGGAGCGGCAGUAAAGGAUAUAGUGACGAGGCUUGGAAAGGAGGUCACAAAGGAAGUUACGAGGGGGACUUCACCUUUCCAAGGGCGAGCAGGAGCCCUCGGAAAACCCCCCGGUACGACCAGGGUCACCACUUCUUCCACCCCGAGACUCUUCCCCCACAGUCCGCUAAGAACAGUCACACCAAGCUCUUGGCGGUUGGAAAGCUUAAGAUAGGUAGCCCCAAAGUCCGUCGGACGUCCUCCCCGAGCAUGAAGAACCUGCAGCACCCCCUCAACCGCAGUGCCAGUCUUUCCCCGGACAGUAAAGCGGUCAGCUUUGAGCGCAUGUCCUCCUUUUGUUCUUCGUCCCCCCCGCGGUCCUAUCGCUCCAUCAGUCGGACGCCGAGCCAGAGCUCCACGUGCUCCUCUACGAAGUCCGUCAUCCAGGGCUUCGUCAACGGCCGGAUCUCAGACCUCCUCAAGGAGACGGCUCCCAGUCCCGAUCACACAGUCUUGCUCCCAUCGCCGUACAGCCAGGUGACGGCUCCCCGCUCGCCGGAUCACCUGGGCGGCCACGCCAGCGACACCACCAGCGUGCUGAGCGGAGACCUGCCGCCGGCCAUGGGGAAGACGUCGCUGCACUUCUCCAACCGGAGCAGCUUCGUCAGCAGCGGCUACGGCAGCAUGAUGAGGGACAGCGAGGCCGCCGGGAGCAGCACGUCCAACAGAGAUUCGGUCAGCGACCGCAGCGGCUCCCUCCUCAGCGAGGCGCGCAGCAGUCGGUCGUCUCGGCGGCACGGGAACACAGGCACUCCCCAGCGCCGUCUUUCCCACGAUGCACCGCCGGCUCUGAAACGUUCGGCGAGCGGCCUGCGGUCGCGCUGGACGGACCGAGGAAUCCCCGAGUCCUACGAGAUCAAGGUCUAUGAGAUCGACAAUGCGCAGAGGAUGCAGAAAAGAGCAGGUGCUGGCAAACAGGGCCGCGCAUGCUUCAGCGCCAGGCUGAGGUUUCUGGAGCACCGUCAGCAGAGGAUCUCCGAGGUGCGGCUCCGAUACAACAACCUGAGGAGAGAUUUGGAGGGGGCCAAGCUCAGCCUCAUGCUGGACGCCACCAAGUGGAACCGAGAAUUUGACUUGUGGCGGACGUUCGAGGUGGACUCCCUGGAGCACCUGGAGGCCCUGGAGGAGGUGACGGCGCGGCUGGAGAGCAGGGUCAACCUCUGCAAGGCCAACGUCAUGAUGGUCACCUGCUUUGAUGCUUCCACCAGGAAGCGACGGAAGAAGAGGAGGCGGAAGCUGCUCGAGCAGAGAACCUCGACAGGAGUCUAAACUUAAAUAUCAGAUAAACACUCUCCCGAUCGGUUGGUUUUUUUAUGUACAGCUGGUUCACUGUCACGUAAACGUUUAAGAUGAGUAUUUAAAAAUGUCUUGUCUACACUUAUUUUCACUCUAUGCACUCCAUAUGUUCUUUAGUGUAGUGUUGCCUCUUGCUUUAAACGAGCCAGGUGCUAAAUGUCCCGGUCCUGAACGGGGAUGAAUGAAACAUGCCAACAUCUUUUUACCGACUGCUUUUGUUACAAGACGUUCAUCUGUCCGAGCAUUUUUUUCUCUGUUUGUUUCAGGAUUGUGCAAUAUAUAUUUAAAGCCACCAGGUUAGCUCGGUGCAGCAUCUAAUGCAACCGAGAAGUUUUAGAGUAGCAAACAAGCGUAUUGUAAGCUUUCCUAUCCUUGUAAAGAAUGUGCUGGGUAUUAAAAA